Hermetia illucens (black soldier fly) is the source of this 1795-nucleotide messenger RNA. Its product is annotated as calcineurin subunit B type 2. The coding region runs from base 175 to 687 and encodes 170 amino acids. Gene Ontology annotation, molecular function: calcium ion binding; calcium-dependent protein serine/threonine phosphatase regulator activity. The transcript has 4 exons. The record is from RefSeq and is a predicted model, not a curated record. NCBI's taxonomy places the organism in Eukaryota, Metazoa, Arthropoda, Insecta, Diptera, Stratiomyidae.
UCAGGCAACACAACGGUAGCCAUUGUGUCGAUAAUAGUUUGUGUCGAACGUCGAGGCAUAUUUUUGUGAGCUUUUUAUAUGAAUUAUUCAAUUUGACACCGAAAUCAAAUGAAAUAGAAAUAGUGCUUCUGUGUAAUAUUCUCGUAGCGGUUAAUAUAGUGAAUUAGCGUAAAAAUGGGUAACGAAACUUCAUUGCCCAUGGAGAUGUGCUCCAAUUUCGAUGCGGAUGAAAUCCGACGUCUUGGCAAGCGUUUCCGAAAAUUAGAUCUCGAUAAUUCGGGUGCGUUAAGUGUCGACGAAUUUAUGUCGUUACCAGAACUGCAACAAAAUCCACUGGUACAACGUGUUAUCGAUAUAUUCGAUGCGGAUGGGAACGGGGAGGUAGAUUUUAAGGAAUUCAUUCAAGGAGUUUCGCAAUUUAGUGUUAAAGGUGAUAAACUAUCGAAAUUGAGAUUUGCCUUCCGCAUCUAUGACAUGGAUAAUGAUGGAUACAUAUCAAAUGGUGAAUUGUUUCAGGUGCUGAAAAUGAUGGUAGGAAAUAACCUUAAAGACACACAACUCCAACAAAUUGUAGACAAAACAAUUGUUUUUGCCGAUAAAGAUGAGGAUGGUAAAAUAUCUUUCGAUGAGUUCUGUUCGGUUGUUGGUAACACAGAUAUUCAUAAAAAAAUGGUUGUUGACGUUUAAGUUCAAAUUUAUUAAAAAUAAUAUAUAUUAUUCUUUUUUACUAUCUCUUAUUUACACAACAAAGCAAAAGCUGAAAAAUGAGGAAAAAAAUAUAAAUAAUUUAUUGCAUUGUUCAUUUUUUACAUUUUAUAUAUAAAUUAUAUAUAAAUAAAUAUUAAAAAAUAAUAAAAUAUAUUAAAGAAUAAACAAUGAAAAAUGACAAAAAUAAUAGAUCAACAAAUCAAAGAAUGGAGUAAAAGAAUUGACAUAUUAUACCUAAUUUGUGUGAGACAGAAGGAACACUCAAGCAAAAAUGAGGUAAUUCAUAUAUGAAAUUUUAGGUCUGUAAUUAUCAUUUGCCAUUUUUUCAAGAUCAUUGUGUAAUAUAUUGAAAUAUAUCUUUACAUUUACAUCUAAUGUGUUUGUAAAUUUUUAUUAGGCUAAUAGAAAGGUGAAAUGAAUAAAAGUCGUAUAUUGCGUAACUCUAACUUUUGUAGUUUUGACCACACAAUAGUAAUUCGAAUUACUUUUCAUUUACUAACUCUAACGUAGUCAGACAUGUAUUACAAAUACAAUACUUAAGAUGUAUGUUUAGUCGGGGUUAUGUUUUUUAUGCUUUUAUAAAUGAAGAACAGUUGUAAUUGAUUACUUAAAGUGUAUAACAAACUAAUUAUAUUGAAUUAAAUUAAUUGAUCUGAUAUUCUAGUCAAUAAUAAGUACCACUAUUAUACAUUAUAAUGAUUUCUAUCGGGAUUUUAUCAUGUCUUGUUUUAUCAGAGGGAGAUUUUGAUGGUGUGUUCUUUCCUAAGUGAAACCUAUAAAUGAGACUUUUAAUUGUGAACACAACUGAAAUGACAACCGAUUUUUUCUCGAAUAACAAAGAGGAAAUAGUAAAAUAUGAAAUGAACAAAGCAAACAUAGUGUAUUACUCUGCAGUGUAUUAUACAAUGUGAAGUUUUUAUUAACUAAUUUAGCCGGUCUGACAGAAAAGAGGAAUAAAAUGAGAAUUGCAAGUCAGGUGGUUGUGUCUUGAGUGGUCCUCGAAUAGUAACGGCAGAAGUGUACAUUUAUUUAGAAUUUUUCUUUUAUUUUGUUCAAUUGUUUUCUAAUAAAUAAUCUAAAAAUGUAA